CACGGCAAAGGGUGGAUUUCUGAACCUCACCAAACAACUCCAGCUAGUCGAGGUUAAUGAUUGGCUGCCGAGACAACCAUGGCGGUGCUCAAGAUCGUUGCGCCUGUCCUCAUCGCUGUCCUCGUUUACUAUGCCUAUACCUGGGAAAGCUUCUCCGAAGUGCAGAACAUCUGCAUCAUGGGCGGCUGAUGUUGACCAUCUCCUCUCUGUCUCCAGAAAUGGUGCGAGGGAAACGGGUCCUGGUGACGGGGUCAAGCACAGGGAUAGGGGAACAAAUGGCCUAUGAGUUCGCCUGGAUGGGGGCCCAUUUGAUGCUGACAGCGAGGAAUGAGACACGCCUCCAGAAGGUAGUCCAGAAUUGUCUGAAACUGGGAGCCGCCUCUGCUUCGUACGUCGUUUCAGAUAUGAGUGACUUGGCUUCUGCCCGGAAUGUUGUGGAAGAAACCAAGAAGGUCUUGGGGGGGCUUGAUCUGCUGGUUCUGAAUCAUGUCGGUGGAAAAAUCGGUUUUGGCCCGUACCAAGGAGACAUGGAAUCUGUGAUCAGCUCCAUGACGGUCAACUUCUUCAGCUACGUCCAGGUCACCGUGUCGGCCCUGAGCAUGUUGCAAGAGUCCCGUGGCAACAUCAUCGUGGUAUCGUCCAUAUGCGGCCGCCUUCCAUCCCCUUUCUCCGUUCCAUAUGCCGCCAGCAAAGCUGCGCUGGAAGGAUUCUACAGCUCCUUGCGGACAGAGCUGCGCCUUCGGGAAAUCAACAUGCCCAUCACGGUUGCCGUGUUGGGGUACAUUGACACAGACUCAGCUAUGAGGUCGGUAGAAGGCAAGAUCUCCAUGAAGCCAAGUUCGAAAGAGCUCUGCGCCCAGGCCAUCGUGAGGGGCGGCGUCAUGAGGGAGAGGGAAGUUUUUUUCCCUUACUGGCUCACGAAACCUUUGAUGCUCCUCAGAGAUUGGCUGCCAGGAGUCGUGGACCAGAUCAUGAGCAACAGCUACAUUCUGGAGAAAAUCCUCUGAGAAUUAUUUGUGGGGAAAGUGGAUUAUGAGUGGAUUAUGAAAAGAAUUAUGAGUGGGAAAACAGGCACUGGCCAGGCACUGGCCAGAUCCUUUAAAGCAGGGGUUGGCAAGGCUUACCAGGCAUGGGCCGGAUCACUCCCGCAGAGAUCCUGUGGGCCGAGCUGACGCAGCACGAUGCCAGAAAUUACAUCUGCACACAUGUCCGCAGGUGCUGCAAAUUAUUGGGGGCUGCUUUCUGGUGCAUUUCUCAAUCUCUCUCUCUUGAAUAUUCAACAGUGUUUUAAGUGCAAAUCUCACCUAAUAAACACAUUUUUUUCUGCAGUUCUAACUCA
Messenger RNA from Podarcis muralis (Common wall lizard), 1339 nucleotides. RefSeq names its product hydroxysteroid 11-beta-dehydrogenase 1-like protein B. The record is from RefSeq and is a predicted model, not a curated record. NCBI's taxonomy places the organism in Eukaryota, Metazoa, Chordata, Lepidosauria, Squamata, Lacertidae. Gene Ontology annotation, cellular component: intracellular membrane-bounded organelle. Gene Ontology annotation, molecular function: oxidoreductase activity.